AUGGAGGUCAGCACCAAGGUCAGCGCCAAGCUGGGGAACGGACCGCUGCCCAGGGAGAGCCCUUCUUCUCCAGAUUCGCCGGUGCCAGCACACACCACUCAGCUGCAGGACUGCAAAGAGUGUUCUGGGCCGUCAGCCAACCAGCAGUCAAGGGAGAUGCGGUCUGUGCUGCGAGACAUGUGGGACGUCCCUACAGCCAAGAGGGGCUUCGCCCAUGACGACUCCAGCAGGGUCUUCCCGGAUUCCCGUCGUUUUCACAGCCGGCUGCUUCUCGGCGUGCAUGUUGGCCAGAGCGCACCUUCUUCACGUGCCUUCGGGCCUGCGUGCGGCAGAGCAAGCGCGUCUUCUUCCUCCAAAGGCAGGAGCCCAAGAGGACGCACCUCAGGGCGCUGCUCCCGCCUCCGCGUGUUUGCCUGCACUCCACUGGCCAAAGCCAGGCAGGUGCCCAAGCCAGUAAGCACAGGGCCCUCUCCUGCGAGGCCACGUGGGGCUCCUCAGAGGCAGGACGUCGAGGCAGGACCACGUGGGAUAGCAGCGACCCAGGGAGAGGAGGGGGUGCCUGCCCCCGGAGCCCCCCACUGCCAGUCAAAGACGCCAGACGUGGGGGGGGUCACCGCCGGCCAGCACAGUGACCACUGGACCCAGCGCUUCUCAGUGAGGCCGUGGAAGCUGCCGGGGCAGGAGGGGCCCCAAGGAAAGCUCCUGCAGGGACAGCCCGGGUCAGGCUCUGCCCUGGCUGAGAGCGAGGGGGCCCCCAGCCCCUGCGCCCCUCAACCAUCCUAG
Rangifer tarandus platyrhynchus (Svalbard reindeer) is the source of this 783-nucleotide messenger RNA. The record is from the annotation of a GenBank genome assembly. Lineage: Eukaryota; Metazoa; Chordata; Mammalia; Artiodactyla; Cervidae.